GAAAACGGAAACCCACGACCAUCCGAAGUUUGCAGCAGACCUUCCUACGUAAGACUGGAGAGCAAGUCAACAUGAGAAAAACUUGAGCGCAUAAAGACAGCAUUGAGAUCAACGACAAUGGUGAAUGAAUAUCCACCACGCCAGAAAGGCCGCUGGAAGGAGUGUGGUGUCGUUUGUGGACUUUUGGUCGUUGGUUUAGCGGUAGCUUUAGCUGUUGUUGUGGUCCUUAAAAACAAGGAACUUGAGGAGAAAUUGUGUGCUUCUGGUGAUGAAAAUAUAGACAUCAGCGAGCAGGACAAUCCGAGCGUGUUUUCAGACCUAACAACGGUAGAACUGCGCUCUGUCGUUGCCUAUCUCUACCAACAAACCGACUUGAACGUGGUGAAGCUGUCAGAUGCGACACUAAGUAGUAGUUACAUUUACUUAAUUGAGUUGAAUGUCCCGAACAAAACAGCCGUGUUGAAUCAUCUGGAUAACCAAGCUGAUGCUCCGGAACGCCGUGCCAAGGUAGUGAUAUUUCGGGGAGAUUUGGAUGUGCCCAGGGUCGAGGAAUACGAAGUGGGUCCUCUGCCCAAUCCAACCUUUCAUACGAUCAUCUACAGGAAUGGCAAAGAUUCAGUACCUUUCACAUACAGACCAUUUACGUUGAAGGAAUACGAAGGACUUGGUCGGUAUAUAUUUUUCGCAGAAAUUGAGCAAAAAGGUAGAAGAAUUUUAUUGGAGAGUUUUGACGCCAGUUUCAUCGAUUGCGGCACAAAAUGCUUGACUUUUUACAUAACUCCUGUCUCCACCUCGAACUACGGCAAAUUGACACGCAACAUGUGGUUUUGGAUUAAUCAUGAUGUAAAGUACUACGCUUUGCAUCCGUUGGACUUUAAGGUUUUGGUCAAUCUAGACGGUACGGACCCGUCAAAAUUCAAAAUAACAAAAGUAUGGUACAAUCAGCAGUUGUUCAACAGCAUGGACGACCUUGUCAGUGCUUAUGAGAACAAUAAAGUGGAAAAAAUUGUUAUGAAAUUUCCCCAAGUAGAUGAAAGUACAUUUUCGACUUUAAAUCAGCGCGGAGAACCCUUUCCCAGUAAACCUUUGCGGAGUCCAGUUCAGGUUGAGCCUGACGGAAAGCGUUACACAAUCAAAGGGCAGCACGUGGAGUAUAUGGGCUGGGCGUUUGACUACCGGAUGGCUCUAAGUACAGGCCCGAUGUUGUUUAAUGUCAGAUAUCGUGGAGAAAGAAUUGCAUACGAAAUUAGUCUGCAGGAAAUAGUCGUGUUCUACUCGGCGAAUAAUCCGUCACACAGAUUUGCCGACUUUGUGGACAGCAUUUCUUUGAUCGGCUCCUUGUCAAAAGCUCUUAUCCCAGGCUCGGAUUGUCCGGAUCACUCGACAUUUCUGCCUUCCCGCCACGUAUUGGAGGCAUCGUCUGAACCAGUCGUUUAUGAGAACUCCUUGUGUAUAUUUGAACAAGCCACAGGAGUCCCACUGAGGAGGCAUCACUCCUACGGCAAACACGCUGGAUGGUUCUAUGGAGGCAUGAUGGACGAUGUGCUCAUUCUUAGAACUAUUCUAACUGCUGCAAACUACGACUAUAUCUUUGACUUUAUUUUUCACCAGAAUGGAGCUAUUGAAGUUAAAGCCAUCUCCACAGGUUACAUCUUACCCAGUGUAUUUUCUCCUUCGGAAAAAAAGUAUGGCUUCCAAAUUCACGACAACAUUCUUGGCAAUGUCCAUCAUCACAUGUUUAACUUUAAGGUAGACGUUGAUAUAUUGGGGACGUCAAACCGAUUCGAAACUCUUGAUUUGAAAGUGGAAGCGGCUCCAAACCAGAUGUAUUCAGAACUAAGUUCUGCACAGACCUACAACCAGAUAUAUUUUCAAAGCAAUCCAAGACGUACAGAAAAGGCGGCCAGUUAUAAGUUUAAUUUUGAUCAACCAAAAUAUUUGCUGUUUAACAAUGAUCAAUUUACAACCAAACACGGCGUCCCACGGUCGUACAGGGUGGUGAUUAAUGGUAUGUCGAAGCAAACCUUGCCUGAAAACAGCGGACACGAAAACUCCAUUACCUGGUCCAGAUACCAGAUGGCGGUUACCAAGUACAAAGACACAGAGAAGCAAAGCAGUUCUCUCUACGCCAUGUGGGAUGCUUUUCAGCCUGUGAAUAGAUUUCAAAGUUUUAUUGAUAACGACGAGAGCAUUGUCGACCAGGAUCUUGUGGCUUGGAUCACAAUGGGCGUUCAUCACAUCCCUCAUACCGAGGAUCUGCCAGUUACACCGACACCGGGAGGACAACUACAGUUCUUCCUGCUCCCAUACAACUACUUCACGGAGGACCCGUCAUCAGGCUCUAAGAACGCCAUCUACAUGGAGCUGAAACAUGCCUCUGACAACUCAGCGCCUACAGUGGACAUUAACCGUUAUGGAUAUGGUGGAGAGCCUCAGUGUGUUCCGCAAAAAUCCACAUUUGAUCAACAAGUGGCAGAAGAUCCCGAUUUGGUGUUUUCGACAUCCGGAUAACAGCCUUAUGAGUUUACCUCACUUUUGUUUCCUGACAUUUAGCGAUAUAUUAUAUCGAUAUCGACAGAUGAAUUAGCGAUAUCGUGUUUUAUCAUGUCUUAAUAAAUAGUGUUUUCUGUUGCUUUCAAUGGAAACGACUGCUCCUUCUGCGUUGCUGCCAAUGAGGAGCUGAGAGAAUAUGUAUGUAUCUUCGUGAAAUCAAAUGAAAAUAUUUUUGGUCAACGAGUAUAUUCAGUGCUUUCAUAGUAUCAAGAGAAACAGAUUUGUAUUUUUUAAUAAAAAAACAUAAAUUGUAA
This is a messenger RNA of Liolophura sinensis, 2807 nucleotides long. Its product is annotated as putative amine oxidase [copper-containing]. Gene Ontology annotation, molecular function: primary methylamine oxidase activity; copper ion binding; quinone binding. The transcript is spliced from 3 exons. Lineage: Eukaryota; Metazoa; Mollusca; Polyplacophora; Chitonida; Chitonidae. Gene Ontology annotation, biological process: amine metabolic process. Gene Ontology annotation, cellular component: plasma membrane. The coding region runs from base 118 to 2511 and encodes 797 amino acids. The record is from RefSeq and is a predicted model, not a curated record.